AAAUUAAAAUAAAUAGCUUUCGUGGAUGCUAAAUGUCUUUUUAUUGAAAUGUGGAGUAUGCGCUCUUUGUGUCGUGUGUUUUCAUUUAUAAGUCAAGAAGAAACCAAUGAGUGUUAGUGGUAGGGUUAAAGUGUUGGGCGUGCAAUGCACUUUGCCCUUCAGUUUCCUUCAGAAAUGAAAGUAAGUCUGAAGGGAACAAGAAGCGACAGACACAAUGAAAGCGACGUAUUUUGUUAUAGUUUUAUUGUUUUCAGACAUAACAUUAACGUCAUGUUUUAUCAUUGAAUCCCUUGUAUGUGGUUCUGCUGCUGCUGUUGCUGUUGUUGGAGUUUGGUAUGCAUGGUCUCAGUGGGAUAAUGUAUUGCAUUUUGAUCAUAAACGUUUGGAGAAGGAUUUAAAUGAGAAUCUCUACGGCCAACACAUCGUGUGGAAAGUUGUACAGAAAGCUGUAUCGUCAUUUAUGACCGACAGUAACCCGAACAAACCGCUCGUGCUCUCGUUCCACGGGACAACAGGAGUGGGAAAAAACUACGUGUCUAAAAUCAUCGCAAGAAACAUUUACAAACUAGGGGACAAGAGCGAACAUUUUAUCACGUUUAUAUCUGAACAUCAUUUUCCACACAAAGACAAAGUCGACAUGUACAGUGCACAACUAAAGGAGAAGAUUCAUCAGCACGUAUUACGUUUUCCUCGGACCAUGUUUGUAUUUGAUGAAAUGGACAAGAUGAAUCCACAGCUGGUCGAGACCGUCAAACCUUUUCUGGACUAUGCGACACAUGUAGAUGGCGUGUCAUUCCGCCAUGCAAUCUUCAUUUUUCUCAGCAAUGCAGGUGGCGAUGUGAUCAACAAAAUAGCUCUGGAUUUCUGGAAGGCAGGUAAAAACAGAGAAGAACUGCAGAUGAACAGUAAGGAGAUGGAGACUCAGAUCCUUCGAAACAUCUUCAAUGAUAAGAGCAGUGGAUUUUGGCACUCCUCUCUAAUAGAUCGCCACCUGGUGGAUCACUUUGUUCCUUUCCUGCCUCUGGAACUGAAGCAUGUACGCCAGUGUGUUUUGACUGAAAUGGCCAGUCUGAACAUCUCUGUACAUCAUUACCCUGAUCUGGCAGACACGGUGGCCAGAGAAAUGCCCUUCUUCCCCUCAGAUGAGAAAAUCUUCUCUGUUAAAGGCUGCAAGUCAGUCAGACAGAAGCUAAUGCUGUACGUUGAUGACUAAGAGACUUUUCACUUUUGUUUACAUACUGUACACGUGCCAGCACUUGACGACUCCUCCAGAGAUUUAUUCUUUAGAUUUACUAUCAUUGUGUCUGAUUAUAUUUAACCGAUUAUGCUGUGAUAAUAUCUGCUUUUUACACUAAUAGGCCUACAGUAAGUAAUAGGGGCUGAUGGAAAUUAUAUUCUUCAUUCCUUUGUGUCAUGAAUGAUGAACGUUAUUGAAUGACAGUGAAUGAGAUUUUGACUUGAAAUAAAUGU
Molecule: messenger RNA, 1470 nt
Organism: Triplophysa rosa
Lineage: Eukaryota; Metazoa; Chordata; Actinopteri; Cypriniformes; Nemacheilidae
Product: torsin-1A-like
Exons: 5
Coding region: 215-1213 (332 amino acids)
Biological process (GO): protein localization to nucleus; nuclear membrane organization
Cellular component (GO): endoplasmic reticulum; endoplasmic reticulum lumen; nuclear envelope
Molecular function (GO): ATP binding; kinesin binding; ATP hydrolysis activity
Source: RefSeq, a predicted model, not a curated record